Staurois parvus is the source of this 455-nucleotide messenger RNA. Lineage: Eukaryota; Metazoa; Chordata; Amphibia; Anura; Ranidae. The record is from the annotation of a GenBank genome assembly.
UGAUGCGCUGUGUCCCUCGGACACAGCGGAUCACCAAUCACGGAAAGAGCCGAAUAUGUCGGCUCGGUCAUGUGAUCAGCUGUGUCCAAUCACAGCUGAUCACAUGGGACAUGUACACUGAUCAUCAGGGCACUGAUGAUCAGUGUGCCCUGAUGAUCAGUGUAGCCCCAGCAGUGCCACCUGUCAGGGUCCAUCAGUGCCCUAUGUCAGUGCUCAUCAGUGCCUCAUCAAUGCCACAUAUCAGUGCCUACCAGUGCACAUCAAUGCCACAUAUCAGUGCCCAUCUGAGCUGCCUUUCAGUGUCACCAUCAGUGCCAGUCAGUGCCACCUAUCAAUGCCAAUCAGUGCCACCUAUCAGUGCUGCCAAUCAGUGCCACCUAUCAGUGCCAGUCAGUGCUGCCUAUCAGUGCGCAACAGUGCCGCCGAUCAGUGCCCGUCAGUGCCACCUAACAGUG